Vespula vulgaris is the source of this 4364-nucleotide messenger RNA. RefSeq names its product protein phosphatase 1 regulatory subunit 42-like. The record is from RefSeq and is a predicted model, not a curated record. Gene Ontology annotation, molecular function: protein binding. Lineage: Eukaryota; Metazoa; Arthropoda; Insecta; Hymenoptera; Vespidae. The transcript has 7 exons. Bases 143 to 1210 code for a protein of 355 amino acids.
UGGUCCGUUAUAUUGUGUGAUUUUUGGCGGUCGACGUAACGCUCGUUUGAUCGAUGAAACUAAACUUUAUCUUUCAAAGGUUAGUACUUUUUUAAAUGGUUUUUAAUCUUUCAAAUAAUUUAAGAAAGAGAAAUUGAUAAUUAUGGUGAAAUUAACAUCCAAAUUUAUCGAGAAAAAAUAUGCACAAGUUCGAUCAAAAUCCCUUAGUACAGCAAAUAAAAAGCAAGAAUUAUGGAAGUUAACGCAUUUGUACAUGAAUGGAAUGUUCAUCAAUGAAAUUGGUAAUUUUGCGGUAUGCAAAAAUUUAAAAGUGAUAUAUCUUCAAGAUAAUAAUAUAUCACGUAUAGAAAAUUUACAUUUUGCAACAAAUUUAACACAUUUAUAUAUGCAACAUAACAAAAUAAGGAAACUAGAAAAUUUAGAUUGUCUACAAAAUUUGCGCAAACUUUAUAUGGGAUAUAAUUGCAUUAGUGUAAUUGAGGGAUUAGAAAAUAUAGAAAACUUAAUAGAACUACACGUAGAAAAUCAAUUCUUAACUCUAGGUGAAACAUUAUGCUUUGAGCCACGCAGCGCUGUUACAUUAUCUAAGUGUUUAAAAAGACUUAAUAUAUCAAAUAAUAAAAUGACAACUUUAAAUGAUAUAGCAAAUUUUAAUGAAUUGGAAAUUUUGGAAGCGAAGAAUAAUUUAUUUGAAGAUAUUGAAGAUUUAACUCAAACAAUAAGUACAUUAAUUUCACUCAGAGAAUUAUAUAUGAACGGCAAUCCAGUUGUCCAAAAACAUAGAUAUAAAGAAAGUCUCAUUGCUAACAGUAACACAUUAGUAAAUUUAGAUGGAAAGAGUAUUUCUGAUAUCUGUCGCAAGUUUUUACAAAUUUUUAAAGAGAAACGUUUUAACCAAUCUAUUAAAAAAAUGACAGUACCGCUAACAGAUGACAUUGCAAAUUCUUUGAAUUUACCACCUGCGUUUAAGAAAUCUAUAUGUAGAGCAAUAUUUCAACAUCCUGGACCUAAAUUAUCUAUAACAGUUACAUCUGCAAUGGGUGAAUUACAGCCUCAGAGUUUUCCAUCAUGGAAAAUGGCUGCUGGUAUAAACAGUCUAAAAGAUAAUCAUAUAACACCACGACCAUUUUGGAGGGAUACAAGUAACAAAAAAGAAACCUAUAGAGUAAACUCAAUGAAUAACAAAUCAAUCAUGUUACCACCAAUCUGAUGGAUGUUGGUGAUGGAGGGACCGAUCAUCGUGAAAUUUUUACACGGAAGUUAAUGGAACUUCUCUGCAUAUAAUCCUUAUUAUACGUCUCCUUGCUUCCGUACGCGAAUGAGAGGGAAAACACUCAAACUCGUGACGGCCUGGGUUUUUGGAAGCGCGAGAUUAAGUCCUACAGAGGACUACGCUUUGAUCUUUGUAAUAUCGAAAUAUAGACACAAUCGGUCGUGUCUCGAGAUGUCUGAAACCGACAGCGUGGAUGGUGGAGCGAUCUGUAAGCGGGGUUUUAUACAUCUCCAGUUUGCUGAGAAGUCUGAAGCUCUCGAAGCGAAAAAGCAUCCCGAACGCGAACGUUAGAGUAAAAUCCCCGUUAGCUUGUGGGUCCUUAGAUGCAGCAACCUCCACACGGUCGGACCAGGAUCGGUAGUACUUACGACAUAUCGAAAUCAAUGUCUAAAUUAUAACUAAAAUCAAUAACCAAAUUAUAUAUAUAUCAUCUGAAGUGUGUGUGUAACUAACUUAAAUAUAUAAUUAUAUAACGCAAAUACUAUCGGGCGGAUGGCUGCAUAUUUCGAUCUUUUUCCAAUAUCUCUCUUCUAUCCAUAAUCUAUAUUUAAAAAAUAGCAAAGCUUUCACACGAACGCAUACACUCCACGAUUUUCUCACAUACCACCAGGGUGCAAAAGCCUAAACUAGAGUGUAUGUCCCGGAGCACCUCUGACACCAUAGAUCCAUCAUCUACCGAUUUGAUAAUUAAAUUUAUAACGAAAUCAAUUCUGAUCAAAAGGAUAGCGAUACAAAAUCUACAGAUGUAGAAGUAAAUGAAACGAAGUGGUCACAUAAAGAUCUUGCAUUAAAGAUUCUUUCUUUGAAAGUAGCUGCGCAUUUAAAAUGGAAUUUAGAUAUAUUGGAAAAGAAAUUACCUUUACCAAUACAAGUAACUUUAUCGCAAGAUCUGUUCUAUAUAACAACAGAUAUUAUUGUUGAAAUACCUGCGAUUCCUGAUUUUUCUAUACAUAACGUUUCUGACCAAGCGUUGUUUACAAUUGUCUUAUAUCACAGGUGACAUAUAGAGCAAUAAUUUAUAGAGCUCUAAAUAGCGUAUGAUUAAUAAAUUAGGGGAUACGUAACAAUUGCUGUAAUCGACUGUCAUGGCUAAUGAUUAUUGCGUAAAUGAUUAAAGCAAAAAAUACUAGUACAUACCAGUAUAUCAACAUACUAGUAAUAUACGAGUAUUUCCAUAUUACCACAAAAUGUGGUAACUCUACUAUGCAAAACGAUAUUAAAGAUAAUAUAUUAGAUAUGUAAGAUAUAUAAUUAUUUAUAAAUAAUCGCGAAACGAUGUCCAAUGCACCACAUAGCACGAACACACAGAUACAAGGUACAUCGUGCGCAAUCACUAACGCUAUGACAGUCGCCAUUAUGGGAAAACUUAAAACUAAACCCAUACUAACAGUUUCUCACCCAUACGAGUAACACCUGGGCACACGCAUAGAUGAGAACGCAGAAAGUAUGGGAGGGAGAAACGGGAAUUAGUAUAUUAGCAACUGAAAAUCCUGAUCUAAAAAAUUAUUAACUUAUUUUAGGGCCUACGGACUAUGACUCUACAAGUCUCUUUGUUUUUUUAUUAGCAAUGAUUCUACUCGACUUUUUUCUUUCAAAAACAAGGACUCUAUUGAGACUUCUUUUAUCAAAAAAAUUAAUUGAAUAUUUAUUUAAUUUUGUAUUUAAUCUUGUAUGAAAGAAUAAUCAAAAAACCUUGGAUGAUUCCUUUUAGGAAGUGGCUGUUCUAAUUAAAAAGUUAAAUCAUGAUCUACCACUCGUUUUCCAGAAUCUAUUCGUCGCGCUUGUCUUCUUGUUCAUUUUUUCUUUUUUAUCUAACAUCGAUACGUCGAGAUAAAUCGCGAUUAAAUAGACUAAGUACGAAUCAAUGCAUAAAACGUAGAUCACAUUACAUGCUUUUUGGACGGAAUCGGAUAAAUUAAUAUCCGGUUAUAUUGCUAAUAUCUUAUUAGCAAUAUCUUAUUAGCAAUAUAUCUUAUUAUUAAUUGAACUAUUAAAUAAUCCAAUCUAUGAAACAAAAAGAUUCUAUCCUAAACUAAUAAAAUUUAAUUUUCUGUGUAUGCAAAAUCGCUAAUAGAGGAUAUUAGCGAAUUCAAUGAUGAUCAUCUAAAACAAAAAGAAAAUAUAUAAUACUAUAAUACAAUAGAACGUAAUAUAAUACGUCCGUUUGACGUACCAAUACAUAAACUUUUUAUUUCUAUAAAUUAUUUAAACGCGUGAUUCUACAUUUUGAUAUAAGAUGCAAUCAAGAAAUCGAACAAUUGAGGAAUCUUGAAUAUAUAUUAUCAAUAAAAAUAUAAAAUAUAUGAGUUGCUUUUUUAUGAAAUACAUUAUUUAAACAAAAAUUAUAGAGAACCUUAGAACAACGAUAAAAAUUGUAAAGGCAAGAAAAAAGAUAAUUAUUAAGAUGUUAAUAUUCAUAAUAAUUAAGUCUCAAAUUUCAAUUAAGGAUCUGAUAAAAAAUAAAAAAUAUAUGAUAAGACCACAAUCCAUUCUCGAAAGGUAUAGCAGCAACUGGCUCCUCUUAAUUACUUGAAAGCCUAGAUGUAAUUUUUUUCAAACAAACAAUAAUUUACACAUACAAUUUUAUUAUAUAUAUAUAUAUAUAUAUAUAUAUAUAUAUCAAUAAAAAUAUAUGUUGCAUAUGUAUAUAUGUAUUUAAUUUUAAAUAUGUAUAUAUAUACUAUAAUGAGUUCGUUAAAUAAGAAAUUAAUCUAUUUAUAUCUCUAUUGAGAUACGAGAAAUAAACAAAGUCGAAAAAUAGUUAAAAUCAUCGUAGAACACAAUAAAUUUUGAUUGAAUUUAAAUGCAGCCAUUAGCUCGAUAGUACUUACGUUAUUUAUAUUUAUCAGAUAUCGUAAGUAAUAUCGAUUUCCAGGUCCCACCGCGUGGAGGUUGCUGCAUACGGAGACCCACGGGCUAAAGACUCUACUUUUAAUAUAAAUUAUUUUGAAAGCUAUUAUUUUGAAAGCUAUUAUAUAAAAUCAUUGUUAUGACAUAUUCAAUAAUAAUUAUUAUAAUUUUAGAAAAUUAUAAUUAUAAUUAGAAAAAAGAAACAAAAUCAAUCGCGAAACGAAUCAAAAAUUUUUUUCUA